AUGUUCGCGGAUAAAGUGGUGCUCGUAACAGGAGCUAGCUCCGGCAUCGGUGCAGAAACUGCCAUCGAGUUUGCCAAACUCAACGCGAAGCUAGUAAUAACCGGUAGAAACAAAGAAAACCUGGAUAAGGUUGCCAAACAGUGCGAAUUUGGUUCUCCAAGCAACCAGAACCCUGUGGUCGUUAUCGCUGACAUGAAUGUAGAGGCGGAUGUGGAAAACGUUAUAAAGCAUACAAUCGACACUUAUGGAAAACUUGACAUCUUGGUCAAUAAUGCCGGGAUUUUAGAAAGCGGAUCAAUAGAAAAUACUACACUAGCGCAAUAUGACAGAGUUAUGAAUACUAAUGUACGAGCGCCAUACUAUCUCACGAUGUUGGCUGCGCCUCACAUCGUCAAGUCCAAAGGGUCGAUCGUGAAUGUAUCCAGCGUGACCGGUCUCAGAUCCUUCCCGAACGUUCUAGCGUAUUGCAUGUCAAAGUCCGCUUUGGACCAGUUUACUAGGUGUGUUGCCCUCGAGCUGGCUCCCAAAGGAGUGAGGGUGAAUGCGGUGAAUCCCGGCGUGAUAACAACCGGGAUCCAUAUGAAGUCGAGCAUGGAUGAGAAACAGUACGAGGAGUUUCUCAAGAAAGUGUGCCGAUACUCAUGCGUUGGGCAGGGCCGG
Molecule: messenger RNA, 660 nt
Organism: Iphiclides podalirius (scarce swallowtail)
Lineage: Eukaryota; Metazoa; Arthropoda; Insecta; Lepidoptera; Papilionidae
Source: the annotation of a GenBank genome assembly